CAUCCUAUCUUGAUAGUAUUUAGUGCAUUGUGGGGUGUAUUAGUAAAGGUGAAGUGUCAACAAUAAAAUCUUAACCUUUGCUUGUACUCCGACCGUGUGCAUCUCUCGCCAGAAUCGUUUAUAUUUAUUUAUCCAUUGAAAUUGUGUCCCUUUUAAAAGGUAUCAAUAUCUUUCAUGAGGAGAAUGUUCUUGAAUGGUCAAAAGUGUAUUUAUAUCCAAAAUUGAUUAACCCAGCCAUUGAGACUUGUCUCUAUCAUUGUGUGUAUUGUUCAUUUAUAGAAGACUUGUAAAAAUAUUUGCGAUAUUUACACAAACAUUUGUCUGAAACGGGACCAAUGGAAGAUGAGCUAGAUUCCACAGUACCACCAUCGUCAACGCAAACGUCCAAUCAAAAAACUGACAGGUUGGACAUUGGCUCUGAUAAUGGUGGGAAAAUGACAUCAGAGAUGGAUGAUGGAGAUUUGGAAGAAGGGGAAAUAGAAUCAGAGGUGGAAAGUAUCAAAGAUGCUACAAGAGUACUAGAGCCAGAAAAAUGGCCGGAGACCGAGAACACAUCAGAAGCAAGUAACGCUCCAGUUGAAUCAGAUGGUGAAAUUGUGUCAGAAGCUGAGAUUAAUGAAGCUGAGGACAAAGCUUCAGUGCUUGAGGAAAGAGAAAUUGACAGGCAGGAAGAUAAACCGCAACCUCAAAAAGCAGCAAAGCGUCCCCAUGCUGUGCUGGAGGAAGAUAAAGAGGAAGACGAAUCAGAUGACGAAGUGCCAGCCAAGUUGCUGAGGGCAGAUAGUGCCGAGAAUAUUCCCAAGGAACCUGCAGAUGGAACUCAGGAAUUUGAGAUCAUUGAUGACCUGGGCGAUGCUGAAGGAGAUAAUGACAUGGGUGAUUUCUACAGUGAGGAUGACCUCGAAGACAGUGAAAUUUAUGCCUGGCUUGAUGAAGGCUUUGAACGACGUACCACUACAGACUGUCCUAUACAGAAAGAGAAGAUUGUUCUCACAGAGAGGGGAAACAAUCCAUUUGAGGUGCUACCAGAGGGUUGGGUUGUGAUCACCCAUAACAGCGGUAUGCCGGUCUACCUCCACAAAACAACAAGAGUGUGCACUUUGGCCCGUCCUUAUUUUCUCGGACCAGGCAGUGUCAGGAAACAUGACAUUCCCGUUAGUGCUGUUCCCUGCCUUCAGUACAGGAGAGAGCUACAUAAAGAGAAUUCCAAUACUCAGCAAUUCCAAGACCAACAACAGGGUACAACUGUCCGUAACGAUGAAAGUUCUGACAGGCAGGCUGAAUCUGUGAAACCUGGGUCACAGUCCCAGGAAUCGAUGCCACCGCUUCCACCAACAGAACCAGUCGCUAAUGGUGGAAAUUCUCACAUGCAAUCAGAGUAUAUGGGUGAACGACCACCACUUCCAUCUGAACCAGUCCCUAAUGGUGAAAAUGCUGACAUGUCUAACGAAGCUGUGGAAUCGCAACCACCGCUACCUCCUGAACCCAUUGCAAAUGGUGAAAAUUCUGACAUGCAUACUGAACUAGUGAAAGCACCACCGCAACCACCAGAUCCAGUCUCCAAUGGUGAAACUAAUGGCACAGUUUCAGGAACAGCUUCUACUGGAGAACAGGAGACGCCCUUAGUGACCACUGCAGAUGGGUCAGUGAUAGCCCCGCCCAUCAAGAUAGAAUAUGCCGAGGAUAGAAAGAAACAAAAUACUGUAGAUCCUACUGAACUACGGGAAUAUUGUGAAAAGCUGUUUGAAUUCAGGACAAUCACAGUAAAAAAAUUUAAAACAUGGAAAGACAGAAGACGACACUUAAAUGCAAUUAGGUCACAGUCUCGCCCAGCCCUGCCAUCAACUACAAAGCUGAUAACUUGCAAAAUUCCACAAGUGAAAGGAGACGAAAAACCUAAACUCAAAGAGUUUGUUUUGAAUCCAUUGGGGAAAUCCUAUGUCUGUAUUUUACAUGAAUAUGCACAGCACACACUCAGAAUCCAGCCAAGAUAUGUCUUCAAAGAAUUAGAGAAUGCCCAGAACCCCUACAGUGCCACAGUUGUUAUUGGUGAUAUUGAAUAUGGUACCGGUUAUUCAAGCAGCAAAAAGUCAGCCAAGAUGGCAGCAGCAAAAGAAACCCUGACAAUACUUAUCCCAGAAAUGAGCAAAGUCACAGAAGAGAUUAAUAAAGAUGAGGACCUAUCGUUUUUUGAUGAGAUCAAGAUCGAGGACCCACGUGUCUAUGAGCUAUGUAACAAAGUAGGGCAGCCCAGUCCCUACCAGAUCCUACAGGAGUGCCUCAGCAGAAACUAUGGAAUGGGAGACACAAACUGUAAAAUUGACGUCAAACCCCUAAAACACCAAAAGAGUGAAUACUCUCUAACUGUUGGGAAACGCACAGUCACAGUUGUAUGUAAAAAUAAGAGAGAAGGUAAACAGAGAGCAGCCCAGGCUAUCCUACAGGAGCUGCAUCCUCAUAUCACAAACCUGGGAUCCCUUCUUAGGCUGUACGGGCGAUCCUCAUGGAAAAAUCUCAAAGAAAAGAAGAGAGAAGAACAUUCCAUUACGGAACUCCAGUCACAAACCUGCUCAAAGAAACCUAAUACUGCUGUACUGGAUAAACUCAAGGAGGAAAUGGAGAAACUCUACAAACAAAAGGUAAAACUCUACAAACAGGAGGUAAAACUCUACAGACAAAAGGUAAAACUCUACAAACAAAAGGUAAAACUCUACAAACAAAAGGUAAAACUCUACAAACAAAAGGUAAAACUCUAAAGACAAAAGGUAAAACUCUACAGACAAAAGGUAAAACUC
Messenger RNA from Pecten maximus, 2795 nucleotides. RefSeq names its product microprocessor complex subunit DGCR8-like. Gene Ontology annotation, molecular function: heme binding; identical protein binding; double-stranded RNA binding. The transcript is spliced from 16 exons. The coding region runs from base 336 to 2756 and encodes 806 amino acids. Gene Ontology annotation, biological process: primary miRNA processing. The record is from RefSeq and is a predicted model, not a curated record. NCBI's taxonomy places the organism in Eukaryota, Metazoa, Mollusca, Bivalvia, Pectinida, Pectinidae. Gene Ontology annotation, cellular component: microprocessor complex.